Messenger RNA from Knipowitschia caucasica, 1257 nucleotides. The record is from the annotation of a GenBank genome assembly. NCBI's taxonomy places the organism in Eukaryota, Metazoa, Chordata, Actinopteri, Gobiiformes, Gobiidae.
AUGACCUGGGAGGCAGACGCGGGAGAAAUUGGAGUGCUGCAGUGUCAAGGAAACCAUUUGCUGACAGGCAGCAACUCCAGCCGUGUCAGGCUGUGGGAGGUCGGGGCUGUGCACGACAUGAGGCUUCUUGGAAGAUUCUCCAAUGAGGAACAUAGUGAGAAGGCCGUGUUGAUGAAGCAGGAGAUCCAGUUGGAUGGAACCAUCGUCGCUGCUGCAUUUGACACUUCAAUAGACAUGGGGAUCAUCGGCACCACAGCCGGCACUUUGUGGUACAUUAACUGGUCGGAAAACAGCAGCAUUCGUCUCGUCAGUGGACACAGGGCUGAGGUGAACGACGUGGUCUUCAGUCCUGAUGAGGAGUAUUUUGCCUCCUGCAGUGAAGACGGGAGUGUGAGAGUGUGGGCCACACGCAGCACAGAGCUGCUGGUGCAGUUCCAGGUGUUGAACCAGGCCUGUUGCUGCGUCUGUUGGAGUCCAUCUUUGAGCAGAGACGGCUUCCGUUUAGCAGCAGGAUACAGUGACGGGACUGUGCGGGUUUUCAAACUGACCUCUUCAGAGAUGGACAUGAAACUACGUCCACAUCAUGUGGAGGUCACUGCUGUUCAGUUCUCUGCCAAAGGUCACGUGAUCCUUUCAGCUGGAAACACAGGUGUGAUCACAGUCAGCAGCUCGGAGAACGGAGAGACCGUGCGCGUCCUCAAGGACCACAGAGGCGCCGCCAUUACCACCAUUCAGUGUGUGCAAAAGCAGGGAAGAGAGUUUGGACUGGAGGGGACUGAGGUGUGGCUGGCGGCGAGUGCGGACAGACGUGUCAGUGUCUGGGUUUCUGAUUGGAUGAGAGACAAAUGUGAACUUUUGGACUGGCUCACAUUUCCUGCUCCAGCUUUUACUGGUGAGGGUAGUCCCCCUCCAAGCCUGGCAGCCUUCUGUCCGUCAGAUCCUAGUCUUGUGGUCUACACUGGUUAUGGAGUAGAGAAAGAGUUGUCCUACUACAGUCUCUCUACAAAGCAGAUGAUCAAAAAGAUCGCCAUACCUCAUUGGGCCACAUGUUUCAGCCUUUCUCCAAAGAGUCAUUAUGUUGCGGUGGGAUCAAAAGAUUGUGUGAUGAAGCUCAUUGAAGCAAACAAUGGCAGAUUUCAGGACUUUGUGCUCAAUGACUCACUGCAGAAAUGUCACUUUUCUCCUUCUGGAUCUCUGCUCUUCACGGUGGCUCUUAAUGAGCUCCUGCUGUGGGAAGUUCAUUCAGGCUCAUUUUAA